GUUGGUCCGUACGGUACAGGUAUAGCGGGGGAAGAGUUGAUAAGUGAGAGGUUGCACGUAGCGAGCACACUCCAUCCCCGACCCUCGCACGGCACACACGCAGUUGCACCACCACCACCACCACCACCACCAUGCCCAACUGCCCCAAGUGUAGCAAGCCGGUGUACUUCGCCGAGCGCAAGACCUCCCUGGGCAAGGACUGGCACUCGGCGUGUCUGCGCUGCGAGAAGUGCAACAAGACCCUCACGCCUGGCAGCCACGCUGAGCACGACGGCAAGCCCUACUGCAACACCCCCUGCUACAGCGCCCUCUUCGGCCCUGGCGGUUACGGCCGCGGGGGCACCGAGAGCUUCCAGUACAAGUAAAGAAGAUGCCAGAGGGAUGCAAGGCUGUGCUGGCUGACUUCCUGGCUGCCUGAGUGACACGCCUACUACUACUACUACUACUACUACUACUACUGCUACUACUACUGCUACUACUACUACUACUACUACUGCUACUACUACUACUACUACUACUACGACCACCACUACCAGUGUCGCCGUCGCCGCAGCCGUAUGAGCCUUGCAACUUUAUCGUAGUGUUUAGUUUUAUGUUUAAAAAUGGCAUGUUCGUAGAUAUAAUGCUAACUCAGUGUUGUAAAUUGUGUUUCUUUUUGAAUCGUUUGAAGAUCAGUAGGCUUUUGUUGUCAGAUUAGAUUAGAUUGCCUUGCUAAUAGGGGUUUAGAUCCUGUUGCUAUCGUAAAGGACAGUUUAUGGUAGUUUAACGUUGAAGUGUUGGUUGUCUAAUCAUUUGGCUUUGAGUAAUGUAAUGAAGUACAAUGUAAUAUCGUAGCAUAACGUCUGAGUGUAAGCAUAAGUUGCAGUAGAGCCAUGUAUUUAAUUUGAUAAGGUUUGAUUCGCACUGUAGCGUUGUAUGUGAAAGCAUAUAGCCCGGCAUGCGAACAUCAAGAACGUAGUUUUAAAAGUAUAUCGACGCCUCAGUUCGCCUGUUGGAAAAGCCUCUCUUAGAAGUUCCUGGGAUUUUCAUGGACUCUUUUAGACAACUUCUGCAUUCUAAACAGGAAAAUUAUACAUGAAAACCCCGUUAAUCUUCUCUGUGGCCUUUGAAAAUAGUCGUAACGGGAGCCCGAUACGUGUAAGAAUACGGACCUUAGCCUCUUGCUUUAUUAACUGUGGCCUCAAGGGGUUGUUGAGGGAACGUAGCGCCAGUUUGCAAUACAUAGUUACUUAUACCUUU
Eriocheir sinensis (Chinese mitten crab) is the source of this 1239-nucleotide messenger RNA. Its product is annotated as cysteine-rich protein 1-like. The record is from RefSeq and is a predicted model, not a curated record. Lineage: Eukaryota; Metazoa; Arthropoda; Malacostraca; Decapoda; Varunidae. The transcript has 3 exons. The coding region runs from base 132 to 365 and encodes 77 amino acids.